This is a messenger RNA of Perca fluviatilis (European perch), 4165 nucleotides long. RefSeq names its product zinc finger SWIM domain-containing protein 6. The coding region runs from base 203 to 3658 and encodes 1151 amino acids. Gene Ontology annotation, molecular function: zinc ion binding. The transcript is spliced from 15 exons. The record is from RefSeq and is a predicted model, not a curated record. NCBI's taxonomy places the organism in Eukaryota, Metazoa, Chordata, Actinopteri, Perciformes, Percidae. Gene Ontology annotation, cellular component: Cul2-RING ubiquitin ligase complex.
CAGCGCUCCAGGAUCCCGCCCAUCCCGGUUACUUUGACAACACAAAGGACUUCACGGAACUCACAGGCGCCGCCUCCCUUUCCAAAUAAGGGCAGUCUCUCCAUGUACGGAAAACAAUCGGUGCGAGAUUGCCCUUUUCUCUUCCUUAUCCCGUUUAUAUGAUCGGAGAGGAACUGCGCUUCAGGUUGGAAGCGGUGCGAUCAUGGCCGAGCGAGUCCAGCAGCCCCCAGCCAAGCGGCUCUGCUGCAGGCCCGGCUACAACCCGGCAUGCAGGCAGGGGCAGCGGGCUGGAGGAGUCCUGUGUGGCGGCGCAGGGUCCGCUCCGGGAGGGUCGGGGAAUGGAAAAACGCACAACCCGGAGUCGUUGCUCGACAUCGCGGCACGCAGAGUCGCGGAGAAGUGGCCGUUCCAGAGGGUGGAGGAGCGGUUCGAGAGGAUCCCUGAACCCGUCCAGCGGAGGAUCGUAUACUGGUCAUUCCCGAGAAGCGAGAAGGAGAUCUGUAUGUAUUCCUCUUUCAACGCCGGAGGAGAGGAAAGUGGAACUAACGGGGACAAUAAUGACGAGACCCAGCUGCCUUUCCUACGGGGUGUCACUCUGCUAGAGGGUGGCUGGGUGGACAACGUAUUGCAAGUCGGUUUCCAUCUCAGCGGCACAGUGACGGACCCGGCCACACCCUCGACCCCAGAGCUCGUUUGCAGCGUCAGCGUCAGCUUCGACCGCUGCAAGAUCACGGCAGUAACAUGCACCUGCGGCAACAAAGACAUCUUCUACUGCGCCCAUGUAGUGGCACUGUCACUUUACAGAGUACGGAAGCCCGAGCAGGUCAAACUGCACCUGCCCAUCUCAGAAACCCUGUUCCAGAUGAGCAGAGACCAGCUGCAGAAGUUCGUCCAGUAUCUGAUUUCAGUCCACCACACCGAAGUGUUGCCUACCGCACAGAAACUGGCUGAUGAGAUUCUGUCGCAGAACUCGGAGAUCAACCAGGUCCAUGGGGCCCCGGACCCCACAGCAGGAGCCAGUGUAGACGAUGAGAACUGCUGGCAUCUGGAUGAGGAGCAGGUUCAGGAGCAAGUCAAGCUCUUCCUGUCGCAGGGAGGAUACCACGGCUCGGGCAAGCAACUCAACCUGCUCUUUAGCAAGGUGAGGGAGAUGCUGAAGAUGCGUGACUCCAAUGGAGCGAGGAUGUUAACACUGAUCACAGAACAGUUCAUGGCCGACCCUCGGCUUGCGCUGUGGAGACAGCAGGGCACCACCAUGACCGACAAGUACAGACAGCUGUGGGACGAGCUAGGUGCCCUGUGGAUGUGCAUCGUACUGAACCCCCACUGCAAAGCAGAGCAGAAGUCUUCAUGGCUGCGCCAGCUGCGCAGAUGGAACAGCGUGGACGUCUGCCCCUGGGAGGACGGUAACCACGGCAACGAGCUGCCCAACCUCACCCACUCACUGCCUCAGGGGGCCCAUGGCAACCAAGAGAUGCGCCCCCACAGGACUGUGUUCACACGGGCCAUUGAGGCCUGUGACCUGCACUGGCAGGACCGACACCUCCAGCACAUUAUCGCCAGUGACCUCUAUGCCAACUACUGUUACCAUGACAACCAGGAGGGCUCCCUCUUUGACACCCGCGGCUGGCCCUUGUGGCAUGAACAUGUCCCGACGGCCUGUGCCAGGGUGGAUGCCCUGCGUUCCCACGGUUACCCAAGAGAAGCCCUCCGACUGGCCAUCGCCGUGGUAAACACAUUACGACGGCAACAGCAGAGGCAACUGGAGCACUUCCGCCGACACAAGAAAGAGUUGCUCCAUAAAGGCCAUACCUCCAUAACCAACAUGGAGGGCUGGGUGGGACACCCCCUGGAUCCCAUCGGUACCCUGUUCAGCACCCUGACAGAGUCGGGACGAGGAGGAGAGGAGGGCUCCAACACCUGCUUAGACCUCUCAGGGGAAUUCAAAAAGUUCAACGGGAAAGGUAUUAAGGGAAAUUUCACAAGUCAAGACUGCUCCAGUGUUGUAAGCCGAGCAGAGCUCCAGCGAAUGCCCGUGCAGCGAUUACUAGGAGACGGUGAAUCGUAUGUGGCACUGGCAGUGGAGACAGCUCUGAUUGGCUUAGGCCAGCAGCGGGUGAUGCCUGACGGGCUGUACGCUCAAGAGAAGGUGUGUCGCAAUGAAGAGCAGCUAUUGGCCAAGCUGCAGGAAGUGGAACUGGACGACUCCCUGGUCAAAAUCUUCCGUAAACAGGCCGUCUUUCUGCUAGAGGCUGGUCCGUACUCUGGUCUUGGAGAGAUCGUCCACAGAGAGAGUGUUCCCAUGCACACCUUCGCCCGCUAUCUCUUUACCUCUCUCCUACCUCACGACGCUGAACUGGCGUACAAAAUUGCACUGAGAGCGAUGCGGUUGCCGGUGUUGGAGUCGACGGCCUCGUCCGGUGACCUGUCACGACCCCACCACAUUGUGUCCGUGGUGCCCAACCGCUACCCGCGCUGGUUCACCCUGAGCCACAUAGAGUCUCAGCAGUGUGAGCUGGCCUCCACCAUGCUUACUGCUGCCAAAGGUGACAGUCGCAGGCUGGAGACAGUCCUGGAGUCCAUCCAGAAAAACAUUCACUCCUCGUCUCACAUCUUCAAACUGGCUCAAGAUGCGUUUAAGAUCGCCACUCUAAUGGACAGCCUGCCUGACAUCACACUUCUCAAAGUCUCUCUGGAGCUGGGACUGCAGGUGAUGAGAAUAACUCUGUCCACAUUAAACUGGAGGAGGAGAGAGAUGGUGCGCUGGUUAGUCACGUGUGCCACUGAAGUGGGUGUGUACGCCCUGGACAGCAUCAUGCAGAGCUGGUUCACCCUCUUCACCCCCACAGAAGCCACCAGUAUCGUGGCCACCACUGUCAUGUCCAACAGCACCAUCGUCCGCCUCCACCUGGACUGCCACCAGCAGGAGAACCUGGCUUCAUCCGCCCGCACCCUCGCCCUGCAGUGUGCCAUGAAGGACCCCCAGAACUGCGCCCUCUCUGCUCUUACACUCUGUGAAAAGGACCACAUUGCCUUCGAGACAGCCUACCAGAUUGUACUGGACGCGGCGGCGACAGGGAUGAGCUACACACAGCUGUUCACUAUAGCACGCUACAUGGAACACCGUGGUUACCCGAUGAGGGCGUAUAAGCUGGCGACGUUAGCCAUGGCUCAUCUGAACCUCAGUUACAACCAGGACACACACCCAGCCAUCAACGACGUGCUCUGGGCCUGCGCGCUCAGCCACUCGCUGGGGAAGAACGAGCUAGCCGCCGUUAUACCCCUGGUGGUCAAGAGUGUGAAGUGUGCCACCGUGCUCUCGGACAUUUUGCGGAGGUGCACGCUGACCACGCCGGGCAUGGUGUCGGCGCUGCACAGCCGCAGGAACUCUGGGAAGCUGAUGUCCCUGGACAAGGCGCCGCUAAGGCAGCUGCUGGACGCAACCAUCGGGGCCUACAUCAACACCACGCACUCGCGGCUCACACACAUCAGCCCGCGCCACUACAGCGAGUUCAUCGAGUUCCUGGGCAAGGCCCGGGAGACUUUCAUGAUGGCUCACGACGGACACAUUCAGUUCACCCAGUUCAUAGACAACCUGAAACAGAUCUACAAGGGCAAAAAGAAACUAAUGAUGCUGGUGAGGGAGAGGUUUGGCUGAGGGUGAGGCUGGGGGUCGCCAAAUACUCCCCUCCCACUCUAGUACUUUUCUAUUAACUUGAGUCUGCCUUUUGAACUUCUUUUGGACUUAAUAAAAUGGAGAAGUAAAAAGAGGGAUGUGACUUGUAGAAUGAAGCAAAAAGAGAAAGGAAAAGAUGACAAAAAAAUCAACAGAGCCACACGCGGUAUUAUUGUUCUUGCUGUUGUUAUUGUUAUAAACAUUAUUACUAUUAUUAUUAUUAAUAAUAUUAUUACUACUAUGUGUACAGAAGUGUUUUUAUUUUUCAGAAGAGAGGAAAUUUGUCACGUUGUGAAUGUUGUGUGUAUUUCUGUACAUGUGUGCGAGAGGAAAAUGAAAGUGAAAUGGCUUUUUUUAUUUUUGUUCUUUUUAUUUUUAUGAUUUAAAACAUCUUUCUUUCCCCCCUUUUUCAGUGUACAUUGAGUUAUAUGUUGUCAAGUGGCUGAAGCCCUUCUUCAAUAGCGCUCAUGUAAAAACAUAAAAAAAAAA